AUGAAUCGUGAUGAUAUAGCAUCAUGUGCAAAAGAUAAAUUUGAUUUUAAUAUAACAUGUGCAAUUAUUGAUUCAAAUCAAAAUCAAAUUUAUAUUGUUCCUUUUAAUACAAAAUCAAUUCAAGUUUGGAAAAUUGUUGAUAUAAAAAAUCCAUUUAUUAUUAAGAUAAAAGAAAUUAUAGAAGAAGAAGAAGAUAAUAAUGAUAUUUAUAUUUAUGGUCUUGCACUUUCACCAAAUGAAUCUUGUCUUGUAUCAAUAUUAUCUGAUCAAUCAAUUGUUCUCUAUCAAAAUAAUGAACAACUUCAUUGUUUAUCCAAAUUAAAAAUUCCGGAUAAUCGAUCAUUUAUUUGUGAUUUUAAUUAUUGGGAUAAUAAAGUAUGUAUAGAAACAUUAGAAGAAUAUCGUUAUGAAUCUAAUCAAUUAAAUGAAUGGCCACGUUUUUGUCGUCGAACAUCAAAUGAAUCAUAUUUAAUUGAUUGUCAAAUAAAAGAUCAAACUGAAAAUGAAACAGAUGAAGAAAAUUCUAAUAUAAUAUCACUUUCAAAAGGUGAAUAUGGUCAAGCAUUACGUGUUUGUAAAGUAUUUAAUCGAAUAGAUUUAUCUGAUCAAAUACAUGAAAAAGUUUUACGUUUAUCAUCAUCACAAUUAGGUGCACAUUUAACGCGAAUUCAAUCACGUCUUCAUGUUCUUCAAUUAUCUACAACUAUUUUAUAUCCAACAUUUAAUGAACAAUUUAAUUUAAUACAAUUUGGUCUUAAUCAAGCAACAAGAAAACAAUUAUUUGAUAAUUUAUAUUAUUCAGAUCAACCUUUUUUUUCAAACAAUUUAUGA
Rotaria sordida is the source of this 831-nucleotide messenger RNA. The record is from the annotation of a GenBank genome assembly. NCBI's taxonomy places the organism in Eukaryota, Metazoa, Rotifera, Eurotatoria, Philodinida, Philodinidae.